AUGCCUGUACCCAGCCUGAUGAACUGAUCCAGCCUGAUGAUCCUAUCACGCCUGAUGACCCAGUGCCCGCUGUCGAGCCAGACGAUCCGGUACCUGAUGACCCGGUGCCCACUGUCAUGCCUGGUGACCCGAUGCCCGCUGUCGAGCCAGACGAUCCAAUGCCUGAUGAACCAGUGCCCGCUGUCAUGCCUGAUGACCCGGUGCCCGCGGUCAUGCCAGUUGACUCGGAGCCCUCACUGUCGUGCUGUCGUGCCUGGUGACUCGGUGCCCGCUGGCAAGCCAAAUGACCUGAUGCCUGGUGACCCAGUGCCCGCUGUCAUGCCUGGUGACCCGGUGCCCGCUGUCGAGCCAGACGAUCCAACGCCAGAUGACCUGGUGCCUGCUGUCGAUCCAGACGAUCCGGUGCCCGCUGUCGUGCCAAUUGACUCAGAGCCCACUGUCGUGCCUGGUGGCCCGGUGCCUGCUGCUCCGCCUGGUGGCCCGGUGCCUGCUGCUCCGCCUGGUGAU
Staurois parvus is the source of this 507-nucleotide messenger RNA. NCBI's taxonomy places the organism in Eukaryota, Metazoa, Chordata, Amphibia, Anura, Ranidae. The record is from the annotation of a GenBank genome assembly.